This is a messenger RNA of Ilex paraguariensis (yerba mate), 540 nucleotides long. NCBI's taxonomy places the organism in Eukaryota, Viridiplantae, Streptophyta, Magnoliopsida, Aquifoliales, Aquifoliaceae. The record is from the annotation of a GenBank genome assembly.
AUGGCUCUGGCAAUAGGGGCGGUCCCACAAUUACUAUAUUUUCAGCUCCAAGCCCUUUUACUGGUUCAGUUGGGGCAAGGAGAAUUUGGUUCUCGGGUUUCUGUUGAAGCUAAUAUCGAUUUUACGUUCUUGAAUACCCCCUUCUUUCAUUCAAUGGUUGCAAGAGCACAAGCUUGCACCUCAGAUAUAUCUGUUAUGAUCGAUCCAGAAACCAUUGUUUUGCCGGAGGUCAUUUCCAUUUUGAAUCAUACUUACAAACUUGAUCAUGACUGGCUCCUUGUUUCUUCAUCACGUUAUGUUUUCGACUUCCCAUUUCACUUGGAUGCAGAUGGGAAACAUUGGCAGGCAGAUGACGGUGCAAUGGUCAGAAACAUAGAGUUGCAGGACAUACUUGCUCAAACUUGGCAGUGGAAACGUUGUGAACCGAGGAUGCUUAUGGCAUGGAACAAUGGAGAUCACCCUUUACAUACUGGAGUCCUGCCUCCUUUCUUGCACGGAAAAGGGCUCCACAACCACUUAUUGUAUAAGCGCUUAUGUUAA